Pediculus humanus corporis (human body louse) is the source of this 2652-nucleotide messenger RNA. Its product is annotated as golgin IMH1, putative. The transcript is spliced from 6 exons. The record is from RefSeq and is a predicted model, not a curated record. Bases 1 to 2652 code for a protein of 883 amino acids. NCBI's taxonomy places the organism in Eukaryota, Metazoa, Arthropoda, Insecta, Psocodea, Pediculidae.
AUGAUUCACGAGUUUAUUGAUAAUAACAAAAAGAAAAUAAUCAAAAGUAAAAAGUUAUUAUUUAACGAUUAUUCAUCAGUUAAAAAUUCUUCCGACGGUACCAAUUUUCAAGCCAAUCACAGCGAAUGUGAUAGCAAAGAUAUUGAUAAUGAAUCAAGUCAUGUAUCAUCGGAUCAAAAAUCUUCGAAAUUAGUAUCAAAAUACAAAAAAUCCGUGGAAGAUUUAAAAUUAAAAACAGAAACGGAUCGAACUGAUGAUAUACCAUGUGUAUUAAACAGUCAACCUGGGGGGGUAGAUCAAACGGAUACCAACACACAAUGCAGCACAGAUGGACCUUUGACUCAAGAUACGAAACCUCUAACCGUAUUUUGGGUCAAUCCUCGAAAAUCAUCAGAAUCAACAGUUAGUAAUUUAGAAAUUAAAAUCGCAACGAAAAAUAACUUUGAUGUAUCUCACGCACCUGUAAAUUGUGGGGUUAAUCGCGUUGAAAAAAAUCGGGAAGAUGGAAAAAAAAGACUGCAAAUUCAAACGUUAAAACAAAAAAAUAAAAAUAAAAAACGAAACGCGAUGGAAUCGUUUUAUUCUAGUAAUCAACACGAUCCCAGCAAAAAUAUGGAUCAAUUUCUAGAAGCAAAAGCACGAGAUAUAAUAAAUAAUUAUACGAAAAAAGAGGUUCACACGGUGUCUUCAGACAUGAAACAACUCGAAGCUAAACUCAUUAUAUUGGCAUCCAAAUGUCGAGGUUCGGAUACGGGUAAAUUAUCAGCACAAGAAUUCAGAUUACUUCAAAAAGUCAAACAACAAAUGGGUAACGAAGAAGAAUAUGAAAAAUUAAUGAAACAUAUAAAAGAAACAAAUUUUAAAGAAUGGUUAAAAAUAUCAAAUCCAAACAAGGAAAAAGAACACGAUGAAGAUGAAGCAGGAGAAGAAAGAGAAGGUGAAGAAGUAAAAGAAGAAGAAGGUAAACCGAGAAACGGAUCAAAUUUCAUAAAUGAUAAAUUUAAAAUAAUUUCCGAUAAAGAUUCAUUAAAAAGUACGGAUGUAAGUGAAAACGAUGUUAAGAAGCAAAUAAAUUCUUCAUCGAAUAAUAAAAAUAAUAAUAAUAAUAAUGGCGAAAGAAAAAAAGGUUUGCAAGAAUUAAAAAAUUAUUUCGAUAAAAAAAAAAUAAAAUUGAGUGGACGACAUUUUCUCGAUGAUGGCGAUGGUAAAAUUUUUAAACUUGACGAGUCCGAAUACGAUAAUAAAAAAAUAUUAUCAAAAGAUAAAAUAAUCGAACAAGAUUCAGCAUCCAUUUUUUCAACGGCAAAAGAUCAAAGAAAAUUUAAAUUUAUACCCUGUAACGAAGAAGUCGUUGAAAAAGCUGUGAGCGAAACUUUACAAAAAUUCAUGAGCCUUUAUCACUUUCAUAUUUCUCCAAACAUGAUAAGCAGCGUGAGAAAAAAUAUUUUACAAGCCAUGCAAGUAAAUAAUUUAAAUAAAAAAAUGAAAAAAAAAAAUCAAAAACGUGAUAACAACAACAUGGAAGAAGACUGUGAUAAAAAACCGGAUAAACCGAAAAAACCCGAGUGCGAUCUAACCUCCUCUUGCAAUUCCAAUAAUAAUAAUAAUAAUUCAAUUAAAGUACAAGAUGAAUUCGUUUUAAAUACAGUCGUACACGAAGAUAAUAAAUUAUUUUCAACGGAAACGAGUAAAAAAAACGAUUGUAAAAAUAUCGAAAUGGAUAAAUAUAAAAAAGAAAUCGAAACUCGUUUACGUUCGAUUUAUUGUCACGCCGAAGAAACCGGAUUUAAAAUAAAAAGUUUAAUUUUUGAAAAAAAUGAUAAUAAUUCAUCUUCAUCAUCACCUGAUAAAAUGCAUUUCGCUUAUAAUUAUUCUAAAAAAUCAUUGGAAGUUUUUAAUUGCGAUCGUUAUAAAUUUGAAACGGUUGAAAAAAUCAAAAGGAAAAGACGAAGCAAUAGAAACAGGAACAGAAGCAGUAGCAGGAGCAGUAGCAGCAGUAGUGGCAGUAAAAACACGACAAUCACCACCCCCACGACCACAGUCACAAAAGAUAUUCAUACUCAAACAUCAUCAUCAAACGUUUUACAAGAUAUUAAAAGUAAAAAAAGUCAAAACAUUCAAACAAUAGAUCCAUGUUAUAAAACGUGUCACGUUCAAACGAUAAAUUCCGAUAAUGAAAUAAAAGGUAUAACGGAAUUGGGUGAAUUUAAUUUAUUACCCGGAUUAUAUAGAAUGGUUAAAUCAAGAAAAGAUGAUUCUCCGAUGAUUUUCGAUAAAUCCCUCGCACCGAGUAUAUUAAUCGAUUCACCUGAUAUUAGGAAAUCAGAAAAAAAAUUUUUUCGUAAUUAUAUCGGGGAAUUGAUAAGGAAAAAUACCGGAUGUGAUUUAAAUGAAUUACAAAAGAUAUCCGUCGAAGCUGUCGGUGACACGCCUCUCAACACUUCAGGAAUGACGUCGGAAUCACUCAUGGAAGAAAACAUAUAUAGAAAAGACGAUGGAGACAUUGAAGUUGAUUUACAAAUUGAUCUUACGUUAAACGAUUUAGAAAAAAUAUUGCGGGGAAGGCAUAAAAGAUUGCGCAGACGACGACACAAAUGUAAAAUAAAAAGGGGAAAAAAAUUUUAUCCAGUUUAUCUCUCAAAUGUGGGUUAA